Chilo suppressalis (striped riceborer) is the source of this 5693-nucleotide messenger RNA. The record is from the annotation of a GenBank genome assembly. Lineage: Eukaryota; Metazoa; Arthropoda; Insecta; Lepidoptera; Crambidae.
AGGUUGCGUUAAAACUUUUGCCCAAAAGUUAUCCGUCUUCAUUUGCGAUACUUCUAAUUUGAAACUUUACCGAGUUUUUUUUUAUUGGAUUGCCGUGUUUUAGGACACGGCAGUGAAUAUACUGCCGUGUACCGUGUUUUGUUGCGAAACAGACAGAAAUUGCCGUGUUACACGGCGUACGUCGGCGCUUAAACUAUUAGCUACUGCUUUUCAGGUGGGUCAUUCCAAGCAAAGUACAAGCUUGCAGUUUUGUUGGAAGGGAUAUAUUCGCAAUCGCGCACGACAUUUACAUAAUAUUCUUCAAUCUAAAAAAUAAUUCUGAACUUGUUUAUGUCGCAAACAAUGAAAAAACUGGCGAUGGAAUUGAUGUCAUUUCAGGUUACAAGACGAAUAUACUUGCGUUUUCCGAAAAAGUCAACAACGGUCGAAUUUUCAUAAUGAAUUACCCCUCUUUCUCAAUCGUUGCCGAGUUGAGAGAUAUGGCUGUGAACCGGUACAAGGGUCUUUGUAUGAUGGAGUGCGAGCUGGUGGCGGGAUUUAGCGGGUUCCCGAACUACCUGGUGACGGUGUGGAACUGGCGGACGCAACAGCAGCUCAUCUCUUGCGCCACCGGUGUCGUUGGUCGCAGACAAAUGUACAUGGCCAGUCGCACGCACAUGUUGUUGUGCGAGUGUUGGGGCGAGGGCCUGAUCGUGUGGGAGGUGGCGCAGUGUCACAAAAAGACGCUGAUACUGCGCCGAGCCAAGGAGGAGGUCAAGGGCUGGGACGUGGCUGAGCCGCCCCUGGUCGACGUCACCUGGAGCAACGAGGGGCAGCUCUAUGCAAUUGACCCGCAAGCUAACUUGUACGGCGUCUUGUCUGAUGGAAUAGGUAUGGUCACCAAUCUUGAAUGGUCGGACAAUCUGGAGGGCCCGAAUAAACCCCUUAUGUGUACCUUUGGCUGCGGUUUACUUAUUUAUGGACCCGACAAAGUAAUCAGGUCACUCAAAAAGGUCGAGCAUAAGUGGAAAAUUGUCUGGACGUUCAAGCCUUUGGAUGAGGUAAUGCGUCUGGUCGGAAAUGCGACUUGCGAUGCUGCUAUAGCCUUGACUAAAAUAGGGAUUGGCUACCGGCUGACUGGAGAAUCUGAGGAGAAAAUCGAAGUUAAAAUGCUCACCUUCAAACAAAGAAAUAUCACGAAGAUUCAAUUGAUUGCACCCGAUUACAAAUAUAUAGCGACCAUCAACGAUACGGGUGUGAUAUGUAUCUAUGAUGCUUGGAGCGCUAAUCUUGUAACCAUAAAAUACAUUGUUGGGGACGACAUCUCGUUUCAAGCGAGUCCGGUGGAGCCAUUGCUAGCCGUGUACGGUGUCAUGGGUACCAACUAUGGACUCAUGUUGGUGGUGUUGGAGGGUGGUGAGACUGAGGAAGUUUUCGAGGCUAUUGGCACUGACGAGGCCGAUGACGCUGGCGAGGCACCGCGGAAGGUUGUCAGCGAGGCAAUGCCAGUUGAGCCGCAGCUGCGCAAAGUUGCCUCAAUGUGCCUCACGCAUCAAAUCGUUUCACUGGUCACAUUUUCGCCAACCGGCCGAGAGUUGGUCGCUGCUGCCAUGUCAGCUGGACAUAUUUUUAUCAUGCAGAUAUCUAAUGACUACAAACUGACGCUGGUGCGGUACACGGAGCUGGGCCGCGGGCUGGCCGACUGCUUCCUGAUGAAGGUCGGCGAAGUCAUGCGCUGCUUCAGUCUCGUGAUCUUCUCCGACAAGUAUGCCAUCGGCGAGCGCAUAAUUUGUAUAAAUGCAGAGACAGGAAAGGAUAAUAAGUUUGCGGGGAAAAUGCAAGGGCCGUACGCGCGACUGCUGCCGCUCGCCACACCCGACACCAUGCUGGCAGUGCCACACCUGUCCACUAAGUACCACAUACUGCUGUUAAAGGGGGAGAAAGGCAUAACGGUCUCAGUGAAGAUGGGUCCCAUAGUGGAAUCCGGUCAUCAGCUGAAGCAGUUCAGCGCGUUUUACAACACCGGCGCGCUGCUAACUUUCGGAUACGACGGUGCCGUCAUAAUGCGCAAACCUGACGCUCCUGAGGAGUAUGAAUUAAAACUGUUGGUGACACAUCGCUACGAGAACGGCAUAACUCAAGCCGUGAUCGACACUGAGAACGAGUACGUGGUACACCUCGGCGGGAACAAGUCGGUGGCAUGCGCCUUCCUGCACGGCGGUCACCCGCGCCUCGCAUGCGAGCCGCGACACGCGCUGCGCCCGGAUCUAUUUGACGAGGGCCCGCGCACUAUGACCAUCAUCGGGGCUAACGAGAAAAACUAUCUCGAUCUGCAAGAGGAAAAGAAAGUGCGCGAAGAAGCGAUGGAUUACAAAAGCGCUCGUGAGGAAGUCCUGCGUUCGUUCGAGAGUGUCCGUAAGCGGCUUGUGCAGUUACUGGAGGAGAACAUAGCGGAGCGGCCUCUGCACCAGCUGUCACUAUCGGAGUUCAACCUGCACCAUGAGCACAGGAAGGAGCGACUCAAGCAGGCAGAACGAGAGCGCGAAGAGUUGCGUUUGCAGACUGAAUCCCGCAUCCGCGCGCAGGACAAAGUGACCGCCUGGAUCAAGGCCACAUGUUGGGACACCAUGCUCACUCCAAGAGUCAAGCUCUAUGCAAUUUUCAGUCAUUACCAGGUGGAGAACUACCCGGUGUUGCCGGAGCAGCGCGAACAGUGGCCGGAGCUGCAGAGCACGCUGGCGCUACGCGGCGUGGAGAUGGAAAACGACCACGACCUGUUCCGGCCCUGGGAGGAGCGUGGAGAUCGCACCUCCAAAGACACCAACCAUGAGUCGCGUAUGAUGAGCAUGGGCGAGUCCAACGUCUCGGUGAGGUCAGCAGUAGUGAGCGCGGGCAGCGCGGGCGCGGUGGCGGUGGCGGUGGCGAGCGCGGACAGCGAUCAGCCGCGCGGGCAGCCGCACGUGCUGGCGGGCUCCGACGCGCACCGCUACGUGGAUGUGCCCGCCGCCAUGCUGCAGCAGAUGCUCUCCUACAGCUACCUGCAGAUGCGCGGCCUGCAGCACCUGAUCAAGCUGAACGUGCAAAACAUGCGGCUAUGGUUCAAUAAGCAGUUCGACGAGCUUAUGAAUCAGAAGAAACGCGAAGUUGGCCUCGUGGAGGAGCGGAACAGCAGGCUUAGAUUUAUAAUCGACGAAUUGAACAAGUUGUCGGACUUGCGUGGCAGUUUCCACCACCUGGUGAUAAAAAUCCGAGAUCCAGAGUGGCGUCAGGAAGAGCAGCCAUACAAACUCAUCAAAGUUGAUCCAGAGGAGUGUAGCAUUGCGCCGUACAUAAGCCCGAGUCAGAUAGUGAUCGUGCCGCCGGACGCUGGGCCCAAGGACGACUUCCGCGAGCGCGCGCUCAUGGACAUGAUGGAUGGCGUGCUCGAGAAGCUGUGGCACGAGGAGAUCAAGAAACCGAUACCGCCACCGCAGUGUAUGCUUGAAAAAGACCCAGAGCAUUUCAAUGAGGACGACUUGCGGCUGGUAUUCGAAUAUGAGGCUAAGGUGCAAUUCAGAAACGAGGAGCGGGACAAGUAUCGCAAGAUGUUGCACGCUGAAUACGCUAAGCUGUCACAGGUCCUCAACGAGGGAGUGGUCAAGUUCAACCAGAAGGUAAAAGAAAUGUGGCUAAACAAAUUGCAAGUGGACUCCGUUAUCGGUCAAGAGAAUUUGAUUCUGAUGCGCCUACGUCGCACUAAUCUAGACCGGUUAGAAAUGGCUGAAAAACUUGAAGAUAUGAGAGCUGAGAUCGCCAAGUACGAGCGAGAAUCGGAGAAACUCAACCAGGAGCUGCAAGAAAUCCAAGGUCAGAGUGAAGAAUGCCAGGCCAACUACGACGCGCUGGCCGCCAAGGAUCGCCUGAUGGAACGCACCUUCAAGAAUCACUUCGCAGAUCUUUCACCCAUCAUCGUCGAUCAGUGCUACAAGUUCUUUAAAAAACGUCCAAAGUGGCAUCAGCGUGCGACGGUAACAGCAGCCGCGCUGCAUGAACUCGCUUCCAGCAUCUUGGCUGGACAGCGCGCGUUGAAUAUGCACCCAGACUGUGUAGAAUACUACAAAAGCGUUGAUCAAUUGGAUCUUAUCAGCAACAUGCCGCCAGUAAUGGACGAAGCGCUCUGGGCUACUAUGUGUCGUUUACGCCGUGCCAAAAUAGAAAACGAAAUACGCAUGCGAGCCUUAGUGCAGGAGAUGGCGUAUGUGGACAGCACGUGCGCGGGUUGGAACAAGGCCGUGCAGGCGCGCCGUCAGCAGCUCGCCGUCACGCAGGACCGGAUCCUGAGACACCGGGAGGCCGUGGAGCUCAAUUCCCGCAAUAAAACCAUACAGUUAGUUCUACCAGCUGGCCAGGUGGAGAUUCUCACGAGUGGUCACAUGGAAGACUUUGAAGACGCCACUCUCAUCCCACGAGAAGAGAUCCAGAAAAUCAACAACCUUAUUUUGAAAGUUGGUGAAAUGAAACUACGAAUGAUGCGAAAGCAGAUGGACUUCCGUAAAGGUAUCCUAUCAAAAGAAUGGGAGCACGCACAGAUGAAGAUGAAACUGCGACACAUGCAGGAGGAACUGAGCUCAUACCAGCGGCUUAAGGUCCUACUUCGUUCUUUGUUGAUAAAACAGCCUUGUACGCUAUUUGAAAAAAAAUGCCAAUGUGAUACAGGUCGCUUAAUACAGGCACCUAAGCAUGCGCAACAAUUUUACAUUCCUAUAAAAACGUCUACUGCCCGAGGUCAGAGUUUUAAUUUAGCUCAAACUAUUCAAAACAGCUAUUCAAAAUAAAAAUCAGAGGCCGUAUUAUCAACUGUUAACACCAGGCAAGUUCCAUUGUUCGAGUGAGACAUCACAUACGCACAAUAGAGCGACAUCCCACUUCAACCGCUGUUUUUGCCUGGCGUUAAGCGUUUAUAAUUCGGCCCCAGGACAGCGAAGUUGGUCCUAGAGAAGGUACCUGCAACAAAACAUCGUUUAGCUUUAAGCGUGAUAGUUUAUGGAUUGGUCAAUGAUUUGGUAAACAAAAUAGAAAUAUUAUAUAAGAUAAAAAUUAAAUAUCUUCACCACCAGAUUCCAAAAGAACUGCAACUCUAUCUGAAGAAUAAGGAAAUGGGGUACACGGAUGAAAUGGAUUACGUACGUCUGGAAAAGGAGAUGGAGUCCACCAAGGUGUCCGUCAACAAAGUGCUCACCGAACAAAUACGUAGAGUGGAAGAACUGGAGGUGAAAGUGAACGCAGCGACGUCGAAGACAGCGGAGCUCGAGAAGCUGAUCACGUCGCUGAAUGUGAAGGUGUCGGAAAAGCGUCUCAACGAGGACCCACUCGAGCCGAUACGUGUCAGACGCGUCUUCAAACGCAGAAUGGAGACGCUGGUGAUGCGCAGUCGGCUGAUCCGCGAGGUGCAGGCCAACCACACCACCGUGGUGCUGCUGCAGACGGAGCUCGAGCUGCUGCGCCUGCGCACAUACCCUACGCUCGCCAGCUUCCGCACGCUGGCCGACUAGUCUGUAUUAUAGCACAGUGGGACCAAGAUCUUCCGCACGCUGGCCGACUAGUCUGUAUUAUAGCACAGUGGGACCAAGAUCUUGUGGCCAUUAGAUGAUAUUGGCGCUGCUGGUGAAUAAGUGGUGUAAUCAGGAUUACUAUGAACGUAAAAUUUGCUAACUAAAGGGAACGUUAUAAUAGGG